AUGUCUCACCGAAAGUUUGAAGCACCACGUCAUGGCUCUUUGGGUUUUCUGCCGCGUAAACGUGCACGAAGACACCGUGGUAAGGUCAAGUCUUUUCCAAAAGAUGAUCCCAGUCAAAAAGUGCAUCCAACAGCUUUUCUUGGAUAUAAGGCGGGCAUGACCCAUGUAGUUCGCGAUUUAGAUAGGCCAGGCUCCAAAAUGCAUAAGAAAGAGGUAGUUGAGGCUGUUACAGUGAUUGAAACACCACCCAUGAUAGUUGUUGGUGUUGUAGGUUAUGUCGAAACACCUCGUGGUCUUCGUAGUUUAACCACCGUUUGGGCCGAACAUUUAAAUGAAGAAUUAAUACGUCGUUUUUAUAAGAAUUGGUAUCGUUCGAAGAAAAAGGCAUUCACGAAGUAUGCCAAAAAACAUGCUGAUGGAGCUAAAGACAUAAAUAGAGAACUUGCACGCAUUUCUAAGUACUGUCAAGUUGUUCGUAUAUUGGUCCAUACUCAAAUUAGAAGAGUGAAAAUAGGUCAAAAAAAAGCUCAUCUAAUGGAAAUUCAACUCAACGGUGGAACUAUUCAGGAGAAAGUUGAAUGGGCUAAAAGUCAUUUUGAAAAGGAAAUUAAUAUUGACUCUGUAUUUGAACAAGAUGAUAUGGUUGAUAUUAUUGGUGUUACUAAGGGUAAAGGAUUUGAAGGUGUAACGCAUCGAUGGGGAACUAAAAAACUUCCUCGUAAAACACAUAAAGGUUUACGUAAAGUCGCUUGUAUCGGUGCUUGGCAUCCUUCAAGAGUAAUGUAUUCAGUUCCGCGUGCUGGACAAAACGGAUAUCAUCACCGGACAGAAGUGAACAAGAAAAUCUACCGAAUUGGUAAAGGAGAUGACAAGACCAGCGCCUCAACUGAAUAUGAUCUUACAACAAAAAGAAUCACUCCAUUGGGUGGAUUUCCUCAUUACGGUAUUGUGAACGAAGACUUUGUUAUGAUCAAGGGCUCAUGUGUUGGCGUUAAAAAACGGGUUCUUACCUUAAGAAAAUCACUUAUUACUCACAGCAAACGAUCUGCUUUGGAAAAGAUUUCUCUCAAGUUUAUCGAUACGAGUUCCAAAUUUGGUCACGGAAGAUUUCAGACCGCAGAAGAAAAACGCGCGUUCCUUGGAACUCUUAAGAAAGAUCUUCAAGCAUGA
Molecule: messenger RNA, 1170 nt
Organism: Diversispora eburnea
Lineage: Eukaryota; Fungi; Glomeromycota; Glomeromycetes; Diversisporales; Diversisporaceae
Source: the annotation of a GenBank genome assembly